This is a messenger RNA of Cyphomyrmex costatus, 351 nucleotides long. Its product is annotated as histone H4. NCBI's taxonomy places the organism in Eukaryota, Metazoa, Arthropoda, Insecta, Hymenoptera, Formicidae. Gene Ontology annotation, molecular function: structural constituent of chromatin; protein heterodimerization activity; DNA binding. Bases 1 to 312 code for a protein of 103 amino acids. Gene Ontology annotation, cellular component: nucleosome. The record is from RefSeq and is a predicted model, not a curated record. The transcript has a single exon.
AUGACUGGUCGCGGUAAGGGAGGAAAGGGAUUGGGAAAAGGAGGAGCGAAGCGUCACAGGAAAGUUCUUCGCGAUAACAUCCAGGGUAUCACCAAGCCGGCUAUCCGUCGUCUGGCUCGACGUGGUGGCGUCAAGCGUAUCUCCGGCUUGAUCUACGAGGAAACUCGUGGUGUGCUGAAGGUCUUCCUCGAGAACGUUAUUCGCGAUGCUGUAACCUACACCGAACACGCGAAAAGGAAGACCGUAACUGCCAUGGACGUCGUCUACGCCCUGAAACGUCAAGGCAGAACUCUAUACGGCUUUGGUGGUUAAGCGAGGGACAGUGACCUCUCUUUCUCCCUCUCAAAUCAA